UCUCCGCAGAGGCCGGCGGCGGAGCGGAAGGAGCUCACCAACAAAUGGAACGAGAUGGGCACGGACGAACCAGAUUUAACUCGCUUCAGGCCUGUGUACGCCCCGAAAGACUUUCUGGAGGUGUUAAUCAGCCUGCGGAAUCCAAAUCACGAUAGCAGCGAGGACGUCAGCGUCAGGAGCCACUGGGGUCUCAUCCAGGUCCCCCUCAAUGUCAGGGACAUCCCACAGCUGAGGCAGGCGUACUCAGAGCUGAACCUGACCUCAGGGCAGUUGGGGAUUGAUGACCACGCACACAUCCAUCCAGACUUGUUUGAACAUGAGUACGUUCAAAUCGGGAAAAAAGUUCUUGCAGAGCAGGACAGUGCAGCAGCGCAGCAGUACAGCAGGCAGGGCUGCCCCACCGGGCUCCGAGCAGACCUGUGGGCCCUCAUCCUCAACUCCACAAACCAGCCACAGGACGUGAUGCAUUAUGAACAGCUAACGGCUGGAGUCAUACAACAUGACCUGCUGGUGGACAACCUCAUCUAUAAGGAUGUGAAGCUCACUGCCAGUAAUGAUGACUACUACUUUGUGUUUGAAGAUUUCCUCUAUCAGGUGCUGCUGUGUUUCUCUCGAGAUACCGCCGUCUUGGAUCACUUCAAGUACAACAGUGCCACUCCUCCCAAAUCCUUCAUCCAGGGGAAGGGAGGAGAUGAGGAGUGUGCCGUUGUUUAUCCUCCCAACGGUGUCAUUCCUUUUCAUGGGUUUUCAAUGUACGUGGCGCCUUUGUGUUUCUUGUACAACGAGCCAUCCAAGCUGUACAGCGUUUUCAGGGAAAUGUACGUCCGCUACUUCUUCAGGUUACACUCCAUCUCCUCCUCUCCCUCGGGCAUCGUGUCUUUGUGCCUGCAGUUUGAGCGGCUGCUCCAGACCUACCUGCCUCAGCUCUUCUACCACCUUCGACAGAUCGGGGCGCAGCCGUUGCGUAUUGCCUUCAAGUGGAUGGUGCGGGCCUUUUCUGGUUAUCUGUCCACCGACCAGCUGCUUCUUCUCUGGGACCGAAUCCUGGGAUACGAUUCACUGGAGGUGGUGGCAGUCCUCGCAGCCGCUGUGUUUGCCUUCCGCGCCGAGAACCUGAUGGAAGUGACGUCACUGGCCUCCGCUGAGGCUGUCCUCGCCGACCUCUCCACUCUGAAGGUCAUGCCGCUCAUCCAGAUCUUUCUUUUCGCCACCGCCAUCUGAGGAGCAUGGAAACUACAGAAUGAGUCUUGGUGCGUACUGUACAUACCACUCGGAGCACAAAGACACGCUCCGAGAACCCCACUCUGCAACGCCAUAACCACACUGUUAACCGUCCAUUAACCCUUUGAAACCUGGAGCGACAUCAGUUUUCUUGUGCUGCAUUCAGACGACUUUCACAAG
Messenger RNA from Plectropomus leopardus (leopard coralgrouper), 1401 nucleotides. NCBI's taxonomy places the organism in Eukaryota, Metazoa, Chordata, Actinopteri, Perciformes, Serranidae. The record is from RefSeq and is a predicted model, not a curated record.